This is a messenger RNA of Triticum turgidum subsp. durum (durum wheat), 1050 nucleotides long. The record is from the annotation of a GenBank genome assembly. NCBI's taxonomy places the organism in Eukaryota, Viridiplantae, Streptophyta, Magnoliopsida, Poales, Poaceae.
AUGCUCCGCCUCCGCAGCUCCAUCCUCACCCACCUCCUCUCAUCUCCAGCCACCUCUCCGGUAUCCCCUCUCCACCGCCUCCUCUCAGCCGCAGCGCCAGCCAUCUCCACCCCGACCACCGGGUUCGCCGUGGAGGACUACCUCGUCGGCACCUGCGGCCUCACCCGACCCCAAGCCCUCAAGGCCUCCGCCAAGCUCUCCCACCUCAAGUCCCCCGCCAAUGCCGACGCCGUCCUCGCCUUCCUCGCCGGCCUCGGCCUCUCCGCCGCCGACGUCGCCACCGCCGUCGCCAGGGACCCGCAGCUGCUCUGCACCGGCGUGGAGAGAACACUGGCGCCCGUCGUCGCGGGGCUCUCCGGCCUCGGCGUACCACGUUCUGAGAUCGCGCGCCUCGUCUCGGUUAAAGCCAGCCUCUUCCGGCGUAGAUCCAUCGUCUCCAACGUCGCUCUCCUGCAAGAGAGUGGGCUAGGUGUUUGUGAUAUUGCCAAGCUGUGCCUCACUAGGCCACGGCUGCUCAGCAGCAACCUAGAGCGCGUCCAGGCGGCGUUGGCGUCCGCCGAAGCACUCGGUGUACCCCGUGGAUCCGGGAUGUUCAGGUAUGCGAUAGAAGCUGUUGCAUCCUUCACCGAGGAGAAGAUCGCUGCCAGAGGGGACUACUUGAAGAAGACAUUCAGGUGGUCGGAUGCCGACGUGAGCAUUGCUGUGUGUAAGGCUCCGUAUUUGAUCGUAAAAUCAAAGGAAUCACUGCAGUGCAGGUCUGAAUUCCUCAUCUCUGAGGUGGGGUUGGAACCGGCCUACCUCACUCAACGUCCGGCAAUGGUCUGUUACAGCCUAGAGGGCCGGAUGAGACCCCGGUACCACGUUGUAAAGUUUCUCAAGGAAAAUGGAUUGCUCAAGCGCGACCCGAGCUACUAUACUGUUUUCAAGGAGAGCGAGAAGUAUUUCAUGGAUAAGUUCAUAUGCCCUCACAAGGAGGCUGCACCACACCUUGCAGAAGAUUAUGCUGCCGCUUGUGGAGGGGAAGUGCCCGCUAGAUUCAGAUUUACAUGA